UCGCGUCGUCGCAGCAGCAUGCAUCACGAAAACGAACCGAUGACUCAAGAUGGAUGACGAGGAGUUUUCACUAUAUUCACCGUAGCUCUCUUGGGCCAGUCGUAUUAUUUUCAUAAUUAAACGCUUUCCAAUUGAUUUAGAUAGAUCAACCAGGGUUUUUCAAAGGGUAGAGAAGCUAGGGUCUUGAUAUUUAGUUUCAAUAUGUCGGCAGAAACAGUUCCAAUGGCAAACUGUACUUCUGCGACUGGAAGUACAAUUUCACUGCCACUAGCAGCAACAACUUCAGGAGGCCACUCGUCGAGCGGCUCCCCGGCUACCAGCCGUCGUGUGAAGGGUGCGCCUAGCAAGUAUGUCAAAUUAAAUGUGGGUGGAUCUUUGCACUACACCACUAUAGAUACAUUGACCAAAGAAGAUAAUAUGUUACGUGCCAUGUUUAGUGGAAGAAUGGAAGUUCUCACAGAUUCAGAAGGUUGGAUUUUAAUUGACAGAAGUGGCAAGCACUUCGGUGUUAUUCUUAACUAUCUGCGUGAUGGACAAGCUCCCAUGCCAGAGUCUACAAGAGAGAUUGAAGAAUUACUAUGCGAAGCUAAAUAUUACUUAGUGCAAGGACUUGUUGAGAAUUGUUUGCGGACGCUGAGACGGAGGAAGGAUGAAUAUGAACCUGUGUGUAGGGUACCGGUUGUCACAUCACCAAGGGAAGCACAGAAGCUUAUUACAUCCUCUUGUAAACCAAUUGUUAAAUUGCUGUAUAACAGGCAAAAUAAUAAGUACUCGUAUACAAGUAACUCAGAUGAUAAUAUAUUAAAGAACAUUGAGAUGUUUGACAAGUUAUCAUUACGCUUUAAUGGUCGAGUUCUUUUUGUGAAAGAUGUUACUGGACGAAGUGAAGAGAUCUGCUGCUGGACAUUCUAUGGACACAACAAGAAGGUUGCAGAGAUUAGUUGUACAUCAAUUGUAUAUACAAGUGAGAGGAAACAAACAAAGGUUGAGUUUCCUGAGGCAAGAAUUCUAGAAGAAACUUUGAAUAUUCUGCUCUAUGAACGCUGGGAUGGUAAUGAUGGUUACGAGCUGUCACGCAGCGCCAGCAAGCAUGCCCACACUGCACAUUACCUGAGCGACGAAGAUGAUGAGUACUACAGACUACGCAAAACUUGAGUUGCAACUCUUGCAGGGCAUUAACACUGAAAACUGGUUUAAGAUAUACCAUCUGUGUUGUGCAAGAGAAAUUUUAAAAUAUAAUUAUUACAUUGCAAUUUCUUACAUUGUAUAUUAUUAAAGUGUAUUGUCAUCUUUCAAUUAAAGUAUAUAAUGUAAAAAUAAUGCCCCUUUUUGGCUAGUACAGUUAAAGUUGCCUAAACUCAAAUAAUUUUCUAAGUCAAUCUUAUUUUAGAUGCAAAAUUGUUGUGUUUUCCAUUAAUUAACGAUCUGUAAGUCAGUUUUCAAUGCCAUUUUGGAUUCAACUUAGGCAAGUUCAUCUCUAAUCAGUUGAAGGAUUUUUGUAGUAAAAAUUCUGUAUUGAAAUUGUUAUGCUCUGUCACAUUGAAAGCUGAUAAACAUGCUAUUUAUAAAAUAUGCAAUUUGUAACACGUUAUAUUUUCAUUGCGGAUUUUUUGGGCUCAGUACGGACUCUAAAUAUAUGCAUUUUCUUUUAGUUUUAAGGCGUAUGUGGAUUUUAUAAGUCCGCAAUGACGAUAUAACGUGUUUUGUGUUUUUAUUUCAUAUUUCACCAUAGAUGGUAUAUCUUAAGGCCACUCCCUUCAAUGUGAGGUGAAUCUCACUGAUUGGGAGGGGGGAAAAGAGAGGGGAAGGGUAGAUGCAUCAUAGGAUUCAUCAGUGCAAUAUUAUUACACAUCCCUCUAAUUGAAUAUUAACUGUCCAGUAAAUGGUCUUUCUUGUUAUUGCUUUAGGGUGGAGUACAGUAAUAUAUUAGUAUGGUAUUGAAUGUCAUAUGAUGUAAAAUAGUAGAAUUACAUAUGCAAAUGUGGCAGUGGAUUGAUCUGCUAAGCUCCACCCCUUGGAUAUUGUUGCUAAGGUCCCACAAGAUGACAGCGGGAAUCACAGAUCUUAUAAACACAAGAUAGUGUUCUCCGCAAUUUUACGUGUAACAAAUACAAGCGUCGAUUUGGCACAGAAAAGUAAUCAGUUUUGGGAGAGGGUGUCCUAGUCGUUGCCAUGGAUCUGAGAUAGGGUGUUCGUGUUACGCCAAAGUUUGUUACCAAGUAUGUUAAAUUGUUCCUUAUGUUCUAGAGAGAGGGCGCAUUGUAAAUCGGGCGCUUCUAAUUGUUAUGCGUAAACGUAAAGUCGCGCGGCGUACACUAUGGUCAAAGCAGUCAAAGUUAAAAAGUUUUCAGUUUUGCAAGAGGGCGCCAUACACUUUGUUAUUACAGAAUUUGCACACGGAAAACGCAGAGACAUGUCCCAUGGGUUGAUGAGACAUUCACAUAUUUCUGGCCCCGCCUAUUGAAUACACAUACUGAAUGGUCAGUUUUUAAUUUCAUUGACACUUUGAAAAGGUUAAUUGUUAUUGAUUUGGUUGCUCUGUUGGGCAUUAUAAUUACAGAGGCAACUCCCUAUGAUAUUAUUUAUAUUAAACAUAAUUAGCAGGAUUAACAACAUUAUUUUAUUUUUAUCUGAACAUGACGAACCACCACUUCAAGUUGUUGAUAUGACGGGAAAUGUGUAAAGUCAAAUUUAUGACUGAUUUAUAUCUUUUUCAACCUGCACUGUUAUAAAAAAAAUGUUAAAAGUUGAAUUACACUCUAUGAGCACCAUGAUAUGAUUAAUUCAAGUUUAAUCAUUUAGUAGAGGAUUAAAAAAAACAACACUAAAUUCUUUCAAACUUGUGUUCUUUUAUAUUUUUCUAUUUAUUAUAAUUUAUUUUUUAACAAUUUCGAUAUGUAGACAUUUAGUCUCUAGUUAAACAUUAUAUUAAUAAAUUAUUAUUAGAAAGAAUCAAAAGAAUAGUUUGUUUCCCUCCAUGAUGAUUUACACGGUAGUUGUAAUUGUUUGAUUAUAAUUAUCCAAACCGAUGAGGGCGGUGUGUACGACGAAGGAGUUUUUUAAAUAAAAGACUACAGUUACGUCAUUUAGGUGUUUAUUGUCGACUGAAAUCGGACCAAAGUUCAUGUGACUAGAUUAACAAAACAUAUGUAAUAUUACGCUGUAAACGUAUCGGAUAUUGUAUUGUGCAAUUAUUCCAACCAAUAAAACAAGCUGCAUAAAGUA
Messenger RNA from Anneissia japonica, 3225 nucleotides. RefSeq names its product BTB/POZ domain-containing adapter for CUL3-mediated RhoA degradation protein 3-like. The record is from RefSeq and is a predicted model, not a curated record. NCBI's taxonomy places the organism in Eukaryota, Metazoa, Echinodermata, Crinoidea, Comatulida, Comatulidae. Gene Ontology annotation, biological process: negative regulation of Rho protein signal transduction; proteasome-mediated ubiquitin-dependent protein catabolic process; protein ubiquitination. Gene Ontology annotation, molecular function: protein binding; ubiquitin-protein transferase activity. Gene Ontology annotation, cellular component: Cul3-RING ubiquitin ligase complex. The transcript has 5 exons. The coding region runs from base 202 to 1155 and encodes 317 amino acids.